This is a messenger RNA of Drosophila serrata, 2235 nucleotides long. RefSeq lists its product as uncharacterized. The record is from RefSeq and is a predicted model, not a curated record. Gene Ontology annotation, molecular function: protein binding; DNA-binding transcription factor activity, RNA polymerase II-specific; RNA polymerase II cis-regulatory region sequence-specific DNA binding. NCBI's taxonomy places the organism in Eukaryota, Metazoa, Arthropoda, Insecta, Diptera, Drosophilidae. Gene Ontology annotation, biological process: regulation of transcription by RNA polymerase II.
AUGUUCACCAAUUGGCUGACGGGCAGCAGCAGCAGCAGCAGCAACAACAGCAGCAGCAGCAACACAACUGGGAGCACCACACCGGCCAUAGCACGCCCAUCGGGAUUGGGAGUAGGACUACCCGGCAAUGCCACCUCGCUGGUCAUGAGCUCCCCACCGGAUGUCAUCCUGGAGGUGGGUCCAGCGCCCAGCAGUGUACGUUUUGUGGCCCAUUCCCUCGUCCUGGGGAUGCACAGUGGCUAUUUACGUUCCGCCAUUCGUUUGGAUGAAGCCUCAACCAUGGCCACCUUGGCAGCGGCAGCGGCGGCAAAUGGUAACUCCUCCAGCGCCACGGGAACGGCAACGGGAGAGCUGCUCCUCUAUUUGAGCAAUGUGACAGCGGAUCAAUUUGCACCAUUGCUCACCUACAUGUACACGGGAUACUUGGAUCUGACCGUGGACAACAUAUUUGCCGUCCUAUUGGCCACUCAUGUCCUGCACAUGCCAAGGGCCCUGGAGAUAUGCCGCUCCUUUUUGGCCCGAGCACAAACCGAGGGCUAUCUUAAUGGCAAUCCUGGCCAGCUUUGUCCAACAGCUGCUGUGCCCAGCAGUGGGGCCAAGGUUAUCCGGCCAAUACCCAGCAAGGCCACAAUGCCAAAUUUCGGUUUCAUGCCACACAUGCCACAGGCAACACCCGCAGGAGUAGCUGCACCACCUCAGGCACCACCUGCUCCUCCUCCACCUGCACCUCCAGCGGUUUUCCUCAACAUGGAAGUGGCUGCCACCAGUCCACGUGCUGCUUAUAACGAAGAGGAUAAUGAUGAGGAGGAGGACAUUGAAGUCUUUAUCGAUAGCAAUACGGUGACAGAUAAUGAAUUGGAUCCUGAACAUGAACAGGAAGUGGAACCCGAUGUGGAUAUGGACUGUAAUGUAUCCGUGGUGAGUUCCCUGGCUGGAAGUAGUGCUGGAAGUCUAAAUAUCGAACGACUGGAUGUCAAGCCAACACCAACAGUAGCAGCAACAACUCCUGCACUUCCAACUUCCAUUAUGGCAACUCCUUCCAGUGGAAAGUUAUCAAAAUCCAAAAGGGAAAGUACACACAAGGGUCAGGGCAAAAAGGGAAGAUCAAGAAAAGGCGGAGGAGGAGGAGGAGGAGGAGGAGGAGCAACAUCUACCAGUGGAAGUGGCCUUCAGGUGGCCAAGGCUCCUGUCCCGGCUGCCCAGCUGGAGCAAUUGGGUUCCUCUGGAACAACAACCACAACACCAUCAUCCGUUUCCAAAUUCAUUAUCGAUGUGGCCAGCUGCGAUGGACCCGUACGCUUUCGUCGCAUCUUAAAUACAGCCUAUGGCCACAAGCCCGAGGGUAUGGAUACCAAUCAUCCGGCUGGCGGAGGUCUAGCCACAUCAUCAGCAUCUGGAGGAGGAUCCUCCUCAGAGCAGCAUCGUAGCCAGCAGAGUGUUAGCUAUUCAUUUCACCAGCAAAUGGCCAGGGCCAUCAGCAGUCAGCAGCGACAAUUGAGCCAUCAGCAGCAGCAGCAGCAGCAGCAGCAGCAGGAGGAGAGUGAGAAUAGUGGGGAUGCUGUGCAAUCGGUGGCCACCUCCAACUCCUCCAGGAAGCAUUCAACCCAUGGUGGCUCAUCAGCAGGAGCCUCAACGAGCGGUGGUUCCUCCAAUCAAGAGCUCUACGUUUGUGUCUAUUGCAAGCACACCUUCAAGUCGCAAUAUUGCUAUCAAAAGCAUGCCAAGCGUCAUCUUAAUCCUUUGAGCUUAACCACGACAACGACUACGACCACGAGUGGUGGCGAAAAGAAGCUAUUGGCUGCUGAGCCACCCACAACCUUGGCCAGCCUUGAGGCAGAUUCCCUAGUAACAGCGGCAGCCACAGCGACUCCUGCUGCUGCAACAUCAGUUGCAGGUGCAACGGGUGCUGCAUUGCUGCGUCGCGAGGUACGACCCUUGGACAUGAAUGUCCAAUAUUAUCCCUGCAAGACAUGCGGCAGUAAAUUUCCCAGUUACUAUUUUGUUCACAAACAUCGAAAGAUGUGCCACGCCGAUGAAAUUGAAGCGGCGGCAAGCAACAAUGCAACGAGCAACACGAGCAACACGAGCAAUGCCAGCAGCAGCAGCAGCAGCAACAACAGUAACAAUAGCAGCAGCAAUGUGAGUAAGAGGGAGGUUCCUGCUCCUGCUCCUGGUCCUGCUCCAGCUCCUGCUCUAAUGGAUACUUCUGGAGAGGAUCCACAACAACAGAACUAA